AUGAUGGCGGCUUCAAAAGCUCCUAUGCCCUCGGCUUUAACGUUUGAGUUAUUGGCUCGUUGCUCCACAACAAAAGCAAGAGCCGCCAAUUUGACUUUACCUCAUGGCCCAGUCCAAUUACCCAUGUUCAUGCCGGUCGCCACACAGGCAUCAUUAAAAGGGUUGACUCCGCAACAACUUGAAGAUACAGGUUGUCGUUUAUGCUUGAACAACACCUAUCACCUAGGCUUGAAACCAGGGCAGGAGGUUUUAGACAAAGUUGGGGGAGCGCAUAAGUUACAAGGGUGGAACCACAAUAUAUUAACAGAUAGUGGAGGUUUUCAAAUGGUCAGUCUCCUAAAAUUGGCCAAUAUCACAGAGGAAGGUGUACGCUUCUUGAGUCCGCAUGAUGGAUCCCCUAUGUUACUCACGCCUGAGCAUUCAAUGUCUCUUCAAAAUUCCAUAGGAAGCGACAUUAUCAUGCAACUCGAUGAUGUGUUGGUCACUACCUCUCCCGAUGCCGAAAGAAUGAAGGUAGCAAUGGAGAGAAGUGUUAGAUGGCUCGAUCGAUGUAUCACCGCACACGCGAAUCCGACCACACAAAAUCUGUUCUGCAUUAUACAAGGAGGAUUGGAUUUAGAGUUGAGGAAAAAAUGCUGUGAAGAGAUGGUAGCAAGAGGGACCCCAGGUAUUGCGAUAGGUGGGUUAAGUGGUGGUGAAGCCAAGUCGGAUUAUUGUCGUGUAGUAAAUACAUGUACAAGUCUCUUGCCAGAAAAUAAGCCCAGAUAUGUGAUGGGAAUUGGGUAUCCUGAAGAUUUGGUAGUCAGUGUGGCAUUAGGUGCAGACAUGUUCGAUUGUGUAUGGCCUACUCGCACAGCACGAUUUGGAAACGCAAUCACCAAACAUGGAGUCCUAAAUUUACGACACGCAUCUUACGCGAACGAUUUUGGGCCAGUGGAAGAAGGAUGUGGAUGCAUAUGCUGCAGAACAGGAGAUGGCGGUCUGGGUAUUACCAGAGCAUAUGUUCACCAUUUAGCUGCUAAAGAGACUGUUGGCGCACAUUUACUCACCAUGCAUAAUGUUUGGUAUCAACUGGAGUUGAUGAGAAAUGCUAGGAAAGCGAUUAUUGAAGAUAGAUAUCCCGCUUUCAUCAAGAAGUUCUUUGCAGAUCUUCACGGUAGUGAGAAAUCUAAAUAUCCAGAUUGGGCAGUAGAAGCAUUAAGAACAGUUGGUGUUGAUCUAAUGGAGUAA
This is a messenger RNA of Botrytis fragariae, 1230 nucleotides long. Its product is annotated as putative queuine trna-ribosyltransferase protein. The record is from RefSeq and is a predicted model, not a curated record. Gene Ontology annotation, molecular function: tRNA-guanosine(34) queuine transglycosylase activity. The transcript has 3 exons. The coding region runs from base 1 to 1230 and encodes 409 amino acids. Lineage: Eukaryota; Fungi; Ascomycota; Leotiomycetes; Helotiales; Sclerotiniaceae. Gene Ontology annotation, cellular component: cytosol.